CAAACACCACCAGCAUAACAUAAUCACAAAUAUUAAUACAUGAUGGCUCAUCACCAAUUCACAGAAGAUUUUCAAAGCAUGAUCAUGAAACCUUUCUUGGAUAUUGAUCCAAGCAUGGAUCUCAUCAACCAGUUCAUAGGUUUGAACACAACAACAACAACAACAACACAUAUGAACAUGUGUGACAACUUGUUUGGAUCUCAUCAUCAUCAUCAUCAUCAUCAAGAUGAUUUUCCAGGAAACUUGGAAGAAAGUUUCCAUCAAAAUCAUCAUCAUCAUGUCAACAACAACAAUGCAUCAUCAGUAGUAGUCCCAGUAAUUUCUUCUUCCCUUCUCAAUUAUUAUCCAUCAGAAAAUGAAGAAAUCCAUGAAGGUAAAAAGAGAAAAGCAACUACUUCAGGAAACUCAACUCCUGCAGCUUCUCAUCAUAGUGAAAGCAAGAUUAUUAAAAAUAAUGGUUGUGGUGGAAAAGGUAAGAGAGUGAAGAGCAAUAAAACAGAAGAAGAAGAGGAGAAGAAACAAAAGGAAGUGGUUCAUGUCAGAGCAAGAAGAGGUCAAGCCACUGAUAGUCACAGCAUAGCUGAAAGGGUUAGAAGAGGAAAAAUCAAUGAAAAAUUAAGGUGCCUGCAAAACAUUGUUCCAGGAUGUUACAAGACCAUGGGCAUGGCGGUUAUGUUGGAUGAAAUCAUAAACUAUGUUCAAUCCUUGCAACAUCAAGUAGAGUUCCUUUCUUUGAAGCUCACAGCAGCAAGUACCUUUUAUGACUUCAAUUCAGAGACAGAUGCUUUGGAAACAAUGCAGAGAGCGAGGGCAUCCGAGGCAAAAGAGUUAGGCAAGUAUGGGAAAGAAGGGCAUGGAGGAGUUUCUUGCUAUCAACCAAAUUGGCCUCUUGUUUGACUUUAAUUAAUUACUUUUGGAUUUUUAUUUUUUUAACUCACAAAACCAUAUAAUAUAUACAAAGACAUGAAGACACUUCAUUUUCAAUUCUCUUAGCUUGUUACUCAACAAGUAGUUGAUGUCAAUUUGUUUCCACUCUAAGCUACAAGCACAAGUGGACAAUAUAUUCUUGCUUUGUAAAAUCCCUCU
Messenger RNA from Arachis duranensis, 1086 nucleotides. RefSeq names its product transcription factor BEE 1-like. The record is from RefSeq and is a predicted model, not a curated record. Gene Ontology annotation, molecular function: DNA-binding transcription factor activity; protein dimerization activity. Gene Ontology annotation, cellular component: nucleus. Gene Ontology annotation, biological process: regulation of DNA-templated transcription. The coding region runs from base 40 to 897 and encodes 285 amino acids. NCBI's taxonomy places the organism in Eukaryota, Viridiplantae, Streptophyta, Magnoliopsida, Fabales, Fabaceae. The transcript has 6 exons.